AGCUAGCUAGUUGAUGAGGGAGUGUAUAAAAGGAAGGGAAGCAGCGUCGCCGUACGUCGCGGGUGAUAUCAAUGGAGGAGAAGCCAAUUGCAAAGGGGAAGGUGGCCGUGGAGGAGGAGGAGUAUGAGGACCGAGACGACGACGAUGGUUAUUCGGUCUAGGUGCCCAGCUGGGGAAUGGUGGAGUGAUCUUGGUACUGUUUGAGACGCCCACUGGAUUUGCACUUUUCAGCUAUGAUGGAAUCAAACUCCUCCGCCCACAUGCCCUCAUGGAUGUAUGGGGAGAAUUUGUCAUGGAAUUUAUGCUUCAAUACCAUCCUGUUUGGCUGAAAGACUUUCAAGCUUUCGAGGACAAGGCCAGCGCCCUUAGCCUUGAUACUGGUGUUAGCGAACAGCUUGCAGGCAUGAUCCGGAGGUUUAUCUGUCCUGGCCAGACACUAGCAGUUGGAAAGCAAGAAUAUGUAACUAUCAUUCAAAGUAACUUGGGAAUAAAGUGCCUAUGGAAUGCUGAAGUGAUGGAGUUGAUGUGGGGCCUGAAUAAUCUAAAGGAACAUUUAGUACCUGAUGGAAAAUCAGAGCUGAGUAAAGAGGAUUGCCUCCCGAUGUGUGAAGGGAUGAAAUUUACCCUGAAUAAGUAUGGCUUCGGUGAUCUCAAACCAGAGAUGGUUACUAGAAGUAUCAUUGAGGCGACGGGCCUCUUGUACGAGACUGACUAUCAUGUGAGGAAACAUGGUGAGAGCAUGCGCUAUGCUGGUAAGCACCUGAAGAAGAUAUCUGGUAUCAACGCUGAGGAUUGGGACCUGCUGAAACUUGCAACUGCUAUCAUGAUGUUAUGUUACCCUAAUGGUGAAUACAAGUUGGUUGGGAACCUUCCCGAGCUUUUUGGAGAUGACUAUUCAAAGUUGGUGGAUGAUGCGCCUAAAUAUAAAGGUAUAUUCCGGAAGUUGUCUUGCUUGAGGGCUUAUGCAGAAAUGGUGCGGUCCCGUAGAAUUAGGUCUAAGGCGGCUCGUCGUUUGGACUCUUUAGUCACGGCAGCUGAACGCAUCUACGACGAGCUAGGCUCAACAAGCGCAGCCAGGAGUGAUCAAACAAGAGUAACUCUCCACUGUUCUUACUAUGCUCGGCUGCACCUGCAUGCCCUGGUGUUUGAUGCAGACAUUAAGAGUGUUUGGUAAUUGGUAUGUCACCUUACUAGUGAUUUGAUCACUCUAGUACUCUUGUGUACUCUCAAUGACUGCAUUUCAGACUGAGCUAGAUGAAUCAUCAGACUAUAUAUCGUGCAUGGCUCUGUCCCUGUGGUUUACCUUGUUCUUCCUUUAUAUAUAUGCAUUGGACAAGAGUGUUUGGUUGGUA
Molecule: messenger RNA, 1352 nt
Organism: Oryza sativa Japonica Group (Japanese rice)
Lineage: Eukaryota; Viridiplantae; Streptophyta; Magnoliopsida; Poales; Poaceae
Cellular component (GO): box C/D methylation guide snoRNP complex; small-subunit processome
Molecular function (GO): snoRNA binding
Source: RefSeq, a predicted model, not a curated record